GCCAUCCGCAGCUGGCGGGCUGCAGGCAAACAGGAUGACGAGCGGGUGACGGGGCGCGGGGAAGGGGGAGUGUGGCCCUGCGUGGGGGCCGGCAGCCCCCGUUCUGCUGUGGGAGCGACGCCGGCGAGAAGGACCUCCGGCGAGGAGGGGAGCGUCACCCACCUCCCCAGGAGCAAAGGCAAGGAGAAGACAGUGGCCAUGGUUGUGGUGGGGUUUCCCUCUAAGGGACGCAGGAGAAGAGCCCUCACUGCCCAGGCACCGGAGCUGCUGGCUUAGCCCUCGGGGGGAUGGCGAGCCGAACGGGGCUGAACACCACGGACAGCCUAGAGCCCCUCUCUGUCCCCGAGCAGUCCAUCGCCCAGGAGGUGGUGGGCCUCCUCUGCAUGGUCCUCCUCACCCUCACCGCUCUGGUGGCCAACACCGUGGUCAUGGUCGUCAUUCUCAAAACCCCCCUUCUCAGGAAGUUCAUCUUUGUCUGCCACCUCUGUGUGGUCGACCUCCUCUCUGCCGUUUUCCUCAUGCCCCUGGGGAUCAUCUCCAGCUCCUCCUGCUUCAACAGAGUGAUCUACAGCAUUGCCGAAUGCCAGGCCUUGAUAUUCCUGAAUGUCUGCUUCAUCAGUGCUUCCAUCCUCACCAUCUCCAUCAUCAGCGUGGAGCGAUACUACUACAUUGUCCACCCCAUGAGGUAUGAGGUCAAGAUGACCAUCAGGCUGGCAGUGGCUGGAGUGAUCUUCAUUUGGGUCAAGUCUGUUCUCAUCACUGUCUUGGCACUGGUGGGCUGGCCUCAAGGCAAUGGGGCCACCAGCGCCAGCCGCUGCACAGUCUACUGGAGCCCUGGGGCCCACAAGAAGGCUUUUGUGAUCAUCUUCAGCAUCAUCUGCUUCGUCCUGCCCACCUUCAUCAUCUUUGCUGUCUACUGCAGUGUCUACCGCGUGGCCCGGAUGGCAUCCCUGCAGCAUGUGCCUGUGCCGGCACAGGCAGCUGCGCCGAGACACCGAUCUGACUCCCUUGCCAGCCAAGUGACCAUCAUCACCACCAGAAACCUGCCGCUGCCCAGGCUGAUGCCAGAGCGCUUUUUGGGAAGCAACAAGGCCAUACUCACCUUGGUCCUCAUUGUGGGACAGUUCUUGUGCUGCUGGCUGCCCUUCUUCGCUUUCCAUUUGCACUCCUCUGUCGCUGCUGGCAUGGCAGCCUCUAUCCAAGAAAACUUCUUGCAGUUCCUCCAGAGAGCAACUUGCACGCUGGAGACCCAUGCCAGCUGCAUCAGCCCCAGCCCCAGGAACAGGCUGGACCAGACCAAGAUGGGCUUCCCCAUCCCAGGUCAAGUUCCUGAAGAGAGCAGCUGA
This is a messenger RNA of Nipponia nippon (crested ibis), 1346 nucleotides long. NCBI's taxonomy places the organism in Eukaryota, Metazoa, Chordata, Aves, Pelecaniformes, Threskiornithidae. The record is from RefSeq and is a predicted model, not a curated record.